AUGCAAAAUAAUAAUGGAACUUUGUUGGCAAUCAUGGUAAAACUAUGAAUGAUCGAUUAUAGACUGUGGAGAUCUCCCAAGAUGAGAGAGAUUAGAUUUACAUUUUUGAAGGGGAUGAUCCCAGAGAUUUGGGUAUAGCAUUUGUAUCAAAACAUGACCUCCCUGGCCGCUAUCUAUUGAAGUUGAUUGAUAGCAUAUCGUAACAUAAAUAAUAAGCAUAACACACUAUAAAUAAUGAAUAGAAGGUGACAAACGACCAGAAAUCAAAUUAUUUCAAAAACUCUACAAACUCAACUCCUUAUAAAUAGAAUAGUUAGAUUUCAACUCAAAGUUGUUAAAAGAAGAGUCCUUUGAUAAGCAGUAGAUCACAUUGUAGAGAUUUCUCAUAAGAUGGUAAGUUAUGGAUUUCUAUUGAUAGUUAGCAAGAUAAUUAGAGAUAAAAGUGCGAAGGAAAUCAAACAAUUGAAGCCUAGAGAUGAGAACGAAUUGACUUUCACUCCCCAAAUCAACAGGAAUUCUGAAUAAAUAGUUGUAAGAGACUCGAUACAAUAUUAAUAGAAAUAAAAACGCCAAGAUAAUAGUGUCGAACAGAGAUUGAUCGAUUAUGGUUAGAAGAAAGAAAAAAGAUUACAAGACCUGAGGAUGCAGAAAUAACAAUCUUAAGACUUAUCAAAUAAGUCACACACUUAUCAUCCCAAGACUACUUAGAGAUCUCAUGAAAUCUUAAACGAAAAGAAUGUGAGCAAAACCUACAAGGACAUUUAUAAUAAAACUCCAGAGUAUUAUUAUUAAUAUAACCAAUCUAGUUGCAAUAAUUCUUAUAUAUUGAAUUUGCCAUGUGCCGAUCAAAGUGUUGUGCAAUAGUUUUGGAGAGCCUCCUUGAGAAAGCUAUUCAAUAUGCUCGACAAGGAAUAGAAGGGCGAACUGAACACAGAAUAAGUUGACUUAUCAUAAAUGAGUUACGAGAUGUUGCAAAUUGUUACUCCAGUUUUGUUAAUCAUGGAGGAGAGAAGAACCUUCAAGUUUGAUAGUUUUGCUAAGGAAGUCACCAAUUACUGUGUUUAGCACAACUUUGUUGAAAAUUUAUUUUCAUUACUUUUAUAAUGA
Paramecium octaurelia is the source of this 1107-nucleotide messenger RNA. The record is from the annotation of a GenBank genome assembly. NCBI's taxonomy places the organism in Eukaryota, Ciliophora, Oligohymenophorea, Peniculida, Parameciidae.